Molecule: messenger RNA, 800 nt
Organism: Tripterygium wilfordii
Lineage: Eukaryota; Viridiplantae; Streptophyta; Magnoliopsida; Celastrales; Celastraceae
Product: 50S ribosomal protein L29, chloroplastic-like
Exons: 2
Coding region: 16-588 (190 amino acids)
Biological process (GO): translation
Cellular component (GO): chloroplast; ribosome
Molecular function (GO): structural constituent of ribosome
Source: RefSeq, a predicted model, not a curated record
UUAUCUAUAACAGGUAUGUUAACAGGGUCGAAGUGCACACGGUUGAGCAGAGCAAAGAGAGGCAGAAGAGAGGGAAAGAUGUUGAGUCUCUCCAUGGCUUCUCCAACAUCAGUUACUACCAUUUCUCCAAAUCUCAAAUCUUCUUUCUCCGGUAUUACAAUCACCACCCGCGCAUUCCCCACUCGCUUGCUUCCCCAGCUGACACAGUCGGGUCGGGGCCGCUCUUCGUCGUUAGUGGUCAUGAUGGCGAAGAGAGAGGAGGAAUUGAAGGAAAUCAGAGCCAAAACCACAGAAGAGAUAAAUGAAGAGGUGGUAGAUCUUAAGGGCGAGCUAUUCAUGCUUCGGCUACAGAAAUCCGUCCGCAACGAGUUCAAGUCCAGCGAAUUUGGCCGAAUGCGCAAAAGGGUUGCUCGCAUGCUUACUGUUAGGCGGGAAAGAGAACUUGAGGAGGGCAUCGGUAAGAGGCAGUCAAGGAAGCUUGAUCGACUAUGGAAGAAAAGCAUUGUUGUGAGACCACCUCCAUCCUUGAAGAAGUUGCAAGAGGAAGAGGCAGCUGCAGAAGCUGCAGUAGCUGAGAAAUCCACAUAACUUAUUCUGAAUGAUUUCUCAACCAAUGUUGUACAAGCAGAAGCUCUUUCAAUCGGUUUCAGAUCAUUUUUGUGUAUACAUUGGCUGUUUUGUUAGAAUUGCAGAAGCAUGGAUCUUAAGAUUUCAUGAAUUUAUGCACUGAAUUUUCUCUGUUCUUUGUGAAUUAUGUCUAGUUAGCUUCUGAUAAAACAAGCAAGUAAUUUCAGAGCGUA